AUGGCGGACAACAUAUACACCAAAGGCACCAGAGUCUGGUUCCCCGACAAAGAUCAGGGCUGGAUCUCUGCUGAAGUCACGCAAACGUCCAAGGGCGACAACGACUAUGUCAAGCUCGUUUUCGUUGAUGAACGACAAAAGGAAAUUACCAUUGAAACGACUGGCAAAGACAUCAAGGAUGGCAAGGGCGACUUGCCACCUUUACGGAACCCUCCACUGCUAGAAACUGCAGACGACUUGGCUACUCUCUCACACUUAAAUGAACCCUCGGUUUUACAUACCAUUCGCAACCGUUACGCACAACACAGUAUAUAUACAUACAGCGGCAUUGUCCUUAUUGCAGUCAACCCUUUCCAGCGCGUUACCCUAUAUGGACCCGAAAUAAUUCAAGCGUAUAGUGGUAGACGAAAAGGCGAAUUAGAGCCCCAUCUGUUCGCCAUCGCAGAAGAUGCGUACACACGCAUGAGCAAGGAGAAUCAGGGCCAGACUAUCAUUGUUUCGGGAGAAAGUGGUGCUGGAAAGACUGAAUCCGCGAAAUUGAUAAUGCGCUUCUUGGCUUCGGUCAACCCGCCUGCCUAUGCUGGUAGAUCUAGAACCAAGGCAUCCCUAGAUGAAUCGAGUGAAGUCGAGCGACAGAUCCUCGCUACGAAUCCGAUCCUUGAGGCCUUUGGUAAUGCGAAAACCACUAGAAACGAUAACUCAUCCCGCUUUGGUAAAUAUAUCCAGAUCCUCUUUGACAAUAAGCAAGAGAUCGUAGGAGCACGAAUUCGCACAUAUUUGCUUGAACGCUCCCGUUUGGUUUACCAACCGGAGACAGAACGCAACUACCAUAUAUUUUAUCAGUUGUGUGCGGGAACGCCGCUUAAAGAGCGGAAAGACCUUGCAUUGGAUACGGACAUCACCAAAUUCCAUUAUCUUCGUCAAGGUGGUCCAACCUCGACUCCUAUACCAGGCGUGGAUGAUGCGGAGGAUUUCCGCGCCACUCAACACGCCUUAUCGACGGUCGGCAUUAGCGUGGAGAAACAAUGGGCUGUCUUCAAGCUCCUCGCUGCGCUACUUCAUCUCGGAAAUGUUAAAAUAGCGCAGUUGCGCCAAGACGCGACAUUGGAGGAUAACGACCCAGCCCUGCUGCUUUGCACACGAUUCUUAGGUAUUAAGCCUGCGGAAUUCAAGCGAUGGACGAUCAAGAAGCAGAUUGCUACUCGCUCGGAAAAGAUCGUCACGGCUCUUAAUGCAGUGCAAGCGACUGUCGUACGUGAUAGUGUUGCUAAGUUUGUGUACGCUUGCUUGUUCGAAUGGCUGGUGGCAAUAAUAAACGAGAGCUUGGCCGGGGAGGGUGGAGAAGCUGCAAACAAGGCAGAGAUGUUCAUCGGUGUAUUGGAUAUUUACGGCUUUGAACAUUUCCAGAAGAACUCGUUUGAGCAAUUCAGCAUUAACUAUGCGAACGAAAAGUUACAGCAGGAAUUUAAUGCCCAUGUAUUCAAACUCGAACAAGAAGAGUAUGUUCGCGAGGAGAUAAACUGGACAUUCAUCGACUUUUCGGACAAUCAGCCCUGUAUAGAUGUGAUAGAAGGUAAACUUGGCGUACUGGCCUUGUUGGACGAAGAAUCACGGCUGCCGUCUGGAAAUGACGCCUCUUUCCUGCAAAAGCUCAAUCAACAACUAUUGAAGCCGGAAACGAAGAACAUCUUUAAGAAGCCUCGAUUCGGGAACAACGCGUUCACCAUUGCGCACUAUGCUUUGGAUGUUACGUAUGAAGUAGAAGGAUUCAUUGAGAAGAAUAGAGAUACUGUCCCGGACGAACAUCUCGCUCUACUCGCGUCAACAUCGAACCCAUUCUUGAAGGAAGUCUUAGAGACCGCACUUACUUCAAAUAAACCGCCAGAAAGCCCGAACCCUGCGUCCCCUGCGCCGGAUGGUAAACGCUCGUCGCUCAUUCCAGACCCAGGUCGCGCAACUCUUGCCGUUAGCUCGGCAUCUGCUGCCGGCUCAAAGCGUGCUGCUAAGAAACCGACGCUGGGUUCUAUUUUCAAGGCUUCGUUGAUCAGCUUAAUGGAUACUUUGAGUGUGACAAACGUCCAUUAUAUUCGUUGUAUAAAGCCGAACGAAGCUAAGCGUGCAUGGGAGUUCCAACCGCAGCAAGUCCUGGGCCAGCUACGCGCUUGUGGUGUUCUGGAAACUAUCCGGAUAAGUUGCGCAGGUUACCCUUCUCGGUGGACUUACGAAGAAUUUGCGGAGAGAUAUUAUAUGCUUGUUCCGUCAAGUGACUGGGGUCCUAUGAUCAAUAACCUUGAGAUAAAGCCCUUAUGUUCGCUCAUCCUGAAGAAAACGAUCAACGACGAGGACAAAUACCAGGCAGGUCUUACCAAGAUUUUCUUCAGGGCAGGGAUGCUCGCCGCGCUGGAAUCGCUCCGAUCAGAGAAAUUGAACUCCCUUGUGACGCUGGUUCAGAAGAAUGUCCGGAGGAGGCUUGCAGUCAAACGAUACCAGACUAUGCGCAAAGCGGCAAUCAAAAUUCAAACUUGGUGGCGUGGUAUACUCGCAAGACGGCUGGUUGCCAGCAUUCGGCGUGAGGUAUCAGCUCGCAAGCUGCAAACUAUUAUUCGUCGGUACUUGCAGCGGAGCAAAUUCUUGGCAAUUCAUCAUACAAUCGUCUCGCUCCAGAGUCAUAUCCGUGGCGCGGCUGCACGUAAAGCUUACAAGGAUGCGAGGUACUCACAUGCAGCAAUUCGUUUGCAAAGUCUUUUCAGAGGAAGAUUGGCCCGACGGCAGUUCAAGUCGGAUGUCAAGCACAUUAUCUAUCUCCAAUCCUGCCUGCGUCGUAGAUUGGCUCGUAAGGAGCUCAAAGCCCUCAGAGCUGAAGCUCGAUCUAUCAACAAGUUCAAGGAGAUCUCAUAUAGGCUCGAGAACAAGGUUGUCGAACUCACCCAACGUCUCCAAGAAAGGACGGGUGAAAAGAAAGAACUUCAAUCAAGAUUGGUGGAUCUUGAAGAACAGCUGCAAGUAUGGAUAUCACGCCACGAAGAGUCCGAUUCGAAGGCGAAACAACUUCAGAACGAUUGGCACGUCUCCCAGGCAGAAGUAAAGAAACGAGACGAAUUGCUUCUCACGAAGCAGGACGUGGAGACGCGUCUCGCUGAGGCUUUAUCUCGACUUACUGAGAAGGAGGCAGCAAUCCAGAAACUAACAGAAGACCUUCGAUCACAUGCAGCCAAAUUGGAAGCUCAGCAGAAGUUGCUCGACAAUGCACCUGCCCGCUCCGAAGACCAGUCUGUUCUUGCAACCCUCAAGAAUGAAGUGAGCAGUUUGAGGGAGCAGCUAAACCGCGCCAACGCCUUAAAUGCUUUGACACGGGGAGCCCGAGUCGAAGCUCCAAGCUCGCCUACCUUCGCUCCCCACUUGCGUACGCUUGAGGCGCUGCCUAAUGGAAAUGCAUCCGCCACAAAGUCUCAUCAGAGGAGGCAUAGCUCUGCUGGCGUGUACUCCUUAGAUCCAUCCGAACAUCGUACAUCUGUUGAUGAAUUAAUGAUGGCUGCUCGGCGCGUAAAUGGCAAUCCCCGUGCCGUGUCCGUGGCUUUCAACGGAAAUGAUGGUGUACCCCGUUUCAAACCCAACGGACUUUCGGAAAUCUUUGACGAUCCAGCUGAGGAAAAGAUUAAGCUCAUGCUUGAUGCCAAACAUUUGGACGAGGACGUCUUGGAGGGACUCAUCCGUGGAUUGAAGAUUCCUGCUCCGAGCUUGACGAAUCCCUCUGCCGUCAAGGAAAUACUUUUCCCUGCAAACCUUAUUAGUCUCGUGACAAACGAGAUGUGGAAAUACGGCCUCAUCCCAGAAAGCGAGCGCUUCCUCGCGACCGUAAUGCAGGCAGUUCAAAGCCAUGUCAUGUCCUUCCAAGGCGAAGACGCUAUUAUCCCUGGGAUAUUUUGGCUUUCAAACGUUCAUGAAAUGCUUUCUUUCAUUUGCGUGGCAGAGGCCGAUAUGUUGCAAGGCAUAGGUCCAGGAGGCGAGCCCGCUGGACGAGAGUUCGACUGGACUGACUACGAGCGUCUUGUGAGCAUGGUCAAACAAGACCUUGAUAGUUUGGAGUACAACAUCUAUCAUACAUGGAUGCUAGAAACAAAGAAGCGUUUGUCCAAGAUGGUCAUUCCGGCACUCAUCGAGAGUCAGUCUUUACCUGGUUUCACGACCAGCGAUGGUGGCGGUGGACGGCUGUUCAACAGGCUACUGAACUCGAAUUCCACGCCGGCAUACAGCAUGGACGAUGUCUUGAACCUUCUUAACAAGGUUUGGAAGAGUUUGAGGAGUUAUUACAUGGAGGAGUCUGUUGUACAACAGGUCAUAACCGAACUUUUGAAGCUUAUUGGAGUAACGAGCUUCAACGAUUUGCUUAUGCGUCGUAAUUUCUGCUCAUGGAAACGAGCUAUGCAAAUCCAGUACAAUAUUACCCGUAUUGAGGAAUGGUGCAAGUCGCACAACAUGCCAGAGGGUACCUUGCAGUUAGAGCAUCUUAUGCAAGCGACCAAACUUCUGCAACUGAAGAAGGCGACUGCAGCAGACAUCGAGAUUAUCUAUGAUGUCUGUUGGAUGCUGAGCCCAUCUCAGAUCCAACGAAUGUGCACGAACUACUUCGUUGCUGAUUACGAGAAUCCUAUCUCGCCCGAAAUUCUCCGGGUUGUUGCAUCCCGAGUCGUUCCUAAUGACCGUAAUGAUCAUCUGCUUCUCGCGCCAGAGACCGAGGAAGUGGGGCCCUAUGAGGUCCCAUUGCCACGAGAAGUGUCCGGAUUGGAGACAUAUGUCCCUGCAUACCUUAACGUUUCGCACCUUCGCCGACUUGCGGCUCUGGUAGCUUAGUCCUCGUACGCUUUUAUAUGUAUACAGAUAUUUUCCGUUCACUCUUGAUAGCAUAAUUGGUGCCGCUGACUGACGAAUGGUCUGUGACCUGGAUGGUUUUGUGGGCGCACUUGGCUGCGUUCUAG
Fomitiporia mediterranea MF3/22 is the source of this 4976-nucleotide messenger RNA. RefSeq names its product myosin 5. Gene Ontology annotation, molecular function: microfilament motor activity; ATP binding; actin filament binding. The coding region runs from base 1 to 4851 and encodes 1616 amino acids. Gene Ontology annotation, biological process: actin filament organization; vesicle transport along actin filament. Gene Ontology annotation, cellular component: actin cytoskeleton; myosin complex; cytoplasm. The record is from RefSeq and is a predicted model, not a curated record. The transcript has 15 exons. Lineage: Eukaryota; Fungi; Basidiomycota; Agaricomycetes; Hymenochaetales; Hymenochaetaceae.